AUAAUUCAUCAUGACGGUUAGAUAUAAUUCAAUGGCGAUUACGUUGCCACGUGUAAAAUAUUGAUAUUCAUCGUCCAAUCAACGGCCGAGUUUUGGUUACGUUAUAGCCAAUUAGACUUCACCUACAUAUUAGCCUUCUCUCUCUACAGCCAGCAUUCUCGCACAAACCAACUUCAGCGACAACCUCUGACGAUCGGAUAAAAUGGCGGAGAAGAGCUUCAAAUACAUCAUCCUCGGCGGCGGAGUCUCGGCCGGAUACGCAGCUAAGGAGUUUGCUAAUCAAGGGGUUAAGCCAGGAGAAUUGGCUGUUAUCUCCAAAGAGGCCGUGGCUCCAUAUGAACGCCCUGCACUUAGCAAGGGGUAUCUGUUUCCUGAAGGUAAGAACUUGAAAUUUGCCUUUGGCGUAUGCUUCUUGUUUCGAGAAGGCAUUAUCAUCUUUACUUCUAUUGCAGGGGCUGCUAGACUUCCAGGUUUCCAUUGCUGUGUUGGCAGCGGUGGAGAAAAACUGCUUCCUGAAUCCUACAAACAGAAAGGGAUUGAGUUGAUACUGAGCACAGAAAUAGUGAAAGCAGAUCUCGCUGCCAAGACUCUUGUCAGUGCAGCUGGGGAUGUCUUCAAAUACGAGACUCUCAUAAUUGCAACUGGCUCUACUGUUCUCAGAUUGACUGAUUUUGGAGUAAAAGGUGCAGACUCUACGAACAUCCUCUAUCUGAGAGAGAUUGAUGAUGCCGACAAAGUGGUUGAAGCAAUUAAAGCAAAGAAAGGCGGGAAGGCUGUAGUUGUUGGUGGAGGUUACAUUGGUCUUGAGCUUAGUUCAGCUUUGAGGAUCAACGAUUUUGAUGUCACUAUGGUUUUCCCUGAACCUUGGUGCAUGCCCAGGCUUUUCACCGCUGAUAUUGCUGCUUUCUAUGAGACAUACUACACAAACAAGGGAGUGAAGAUCAUUAAGGGAACGGUGGCAUCUGGUUUCACCGCUCAUCCAAAUGGAGAGGUGAAUGAAGUACAACUCAAGGAUGGGAGGUCACUAGAAGCCGACAUUGUGAUAGUCGGAGUUGGUGCGAAACCAUUGACAUCCUUAUUCAAGGGACAGGUGGAGGAAGACAAAGGUGGAAUUAAGACCGAUGCCUUCUUCAAAACAAGUGUCCCUGAUGUUUACGCUGUUGGUGACGUUGCUACUUUCCCCUUGAAAAUGUAUGGAGACAUGAGAAGGGUCGAGCAUGUUGACCAUUCUCGCAAAUCCGCAGAGCAAGCUGUUAAGGCGAUCAAAGCGGCUGAGGGAGGCGGAACGGUGGAGGAAUACGACUAUCUCCCAUUCUUCUACUCGCGCUCCUUUGAUCUCUCAUGGCAGUUCUAUGGAGACAACGUAGGAGACUCUGUCUUAUUUGGAGACAGCAAUCCAUCAAACCCAAAACCAAGAUUUGGAGCGUACUGGAUCCAAGAUGGUAAAGUGGUUGGAGCAUUCAUGGAAGGAGGUUGUGGUGACGAGAACAAAGCCUUGGCUAAAGUCGCCAAAGCUCGACCUGUUGCAGAGAGCCUUGACGAGCUGGCCAAACAAGGCAUCUCCUUCGCUGCUAAGAUUUGAGGAGAAAGAUGGAAGUGAGAGUCUUUUUUUUUUCUGUGUCAUGUUUGUACGUACAUUUGCUGAAAUAAGUUGUGUGUAUUGUGAUGCCUCUUUUAAGAUCCGUUAAGAGUCUAUGGCAGAGGAAACAUGAACCGCAUUCACAUUUUAGAUUUAUGAAUUGGUUUUUCUGCA
Molecule: messenger RNA, 1753 nt
Organism: Brassica napus (rape)
Lineage: Eukaryota; Viridiplantae; Streptophyta; Magnoliopsida; Brassicales; Brassicaceae
Product: monodehydroascorbate reductase 1, peroxisomal
Exons: 9
Coding region: 203-1582 (459 amino acids)
Cellular component (GO): cytoplasm
Molecular function (GO): flavin adenine dinucleotide binding; oxidoreductase activity, acting on NAD(P)H
Source: RefSeq, a predicted model, not a curated record